ACUUUGUUUACUUUAAUACAAGAUAAAAAAAACUUGUUUUUUCAAAAUCUCAUCAAAAUAUAUUAUUAAAAAUCUUUUUUAAAAUGUCUAAGCAAUAUGGACUCAUCAAACCUGACAAAUCGAAAAAGGAAACAACGAAAGUAAAAAACAUCUUUGGAGAUUCUUCUAGCGAUGAAGAUGCACCUGUUAAGAAGCCACGUACAAUUGAUUCUAGUGCUGUUCUCAAAAAGCAAGCGAUAAAACUUCAACAAGAAGCUCUUGCUGAGGAUCCCAAUAUUUUUCAAUACGAUGAAGUUUAUGAUGAAAUGGAGCAGAAAAGAAAAGAAGAGAAACUUGCAAAAAAGACUUCUGAUGCAAAAACACCCAAAUAUAUUGCAAAAUUACUUGAAACAGCUGAUAAACGUAAGAAGGAACAUGAAAGAAGAAUUGAAAGACAAGUUCAGAAAGAAAGAGAAGCUGAAGGAAACAUGUACAAAGACAAAGAAUCAUUUGUAACAAGUUCGUAUCGAAAGAAACUUGAAGAGAUGAAAGAAGCCGAAAAAGCUGAGGAACGUGAAGCUUACCUUGAAAAUAUUGGCGAUGUCACUAAACAACAAGAUUUGUCAGGAUUUUAUCGUCAUAUUUAUGAACAAAAAAUGGCCCCAGAAGAUGCAAAUAAAUCAAAAUCGAAGAUUGCAGCUGAUCCUGUCUCUGCUGAAUCUGGUAAAAAGAAAAAUUAUCGAAAGAGAAAAUCUUCUGCUGAUUUAAAUGAUGAUGAAAGUGACAAAGAUGAAGUUUCUGAAACAGCUCAAAAUGCAAAUGAUAAAAAAGCUCAUUUAUCGUGUAAUCUUGAUGCUGACAGCGACUUCAGUAUAGAUUCAAGUUCGAGUGAAGAUGAAAAUGACAAAAAAGAAACAAAUAAAAUUCAGAAACAAGAACCAGCUACAUUAAAAGAAGAAAAAGUAUCUGCAGAUAUGAAAAAUGAAGAAAAUGAACCAGAAUUAAAAAAAGAAGACGAAGCAGAACAAGAAUUAGCAGAACCUAAACAAAAAAUUGAUAUUUGGAAAAAGCGAACUGUUGGUGAAGUUUUUGAUGAAGCUCUUCAACGAUACUUCCAAAGAAAAGCUGAAAGAGAACGAGGAACUUUUUAA
Messenger RNA from Clunio marinus, 1130 nucleotides. The record is from the annotation of a GenBank genome assembly. NCBI's taxonomy places the organism in Eukaryota, Metazoa, Arthropoda, Insecta, Diptera, Chironomidae.